GAGUGUAUGAGCGUCAAGUACGUUCUAGUAAGUUCUAUAUGUGUUAGCUGUAAACACAUGAAAUAGUAUAAAUACGGUGCCGCAUCGCACCGAUCGUCAGUUCAAUUCAAAGCAUUACAAAGUUAAAAACUACAACAAGCACCAUAUAAACAACAAUCGUUAAACGUUAACAUCAAGUUACAAGAAAUUUUCAAGUGAUUGUUUGCGAAUUUUUGUGAAAUAAAUAAAAAGUAUAAAAGAAAGUAAAAAUGUCACUUUUGCCAUACAUUUUGGACGAAUUUUACCCAUCCAGCUACCAUCGUUUUGGAUCGGGUUUUUUUCAACCAAGUGAAUUGUGUAUUUCACCAUUCGAACGCUCGUUGAUUCGUUCUCUUAACAACACCGGCAAUUAUUUGAGAUCGCAAUUGUCGCAUUUGGACGAACUCGAGAAACAAUCGCACAUUGGCAAGGACGGUUUUCAAGUUUGCCUCGAUGUUCAACACUUCUUACCGAACGAGAUCUCGGUGAAAACGGAAAACAAUUCAAUUGUGGUUCAUGCCAAGCAUGAAGAGAAGAAGGACAACCAUGGUUACAUUUCACGCGAAUUCACUCGACGAUACGAUCUACCGAAGGGAUUCAAAACCGAAGAUGUAACAUCAAGCCUAUCAUCCGAUGGCAUUCUCUCACUUCAAUGUCCACACACUCCGGCCGUCGAAGGAUCAAACGUGCGCCAAGUUCAAAUUCAACAAACGGGACCCGCAAAACAAUGCAUCAAGAAGAACGAGGAGGAAGAAGAAGAACCAAAAGCACAUCUAUGAAUUCUGAUUAUAUUAAGAUCUCUACUAUAUAAUGAAAUUUAAAUUAAUUUUUAAAGAAACAUUGUCAUUUUAAUUUUAAGAAAGUCAAAUAAAUCACAUUUUUCUUAAAACCAAAAA
This is a messenger RNA of Contarinia nasturtii (swede midge), 914 nucleotides long. Its product is annotated as heat shock protein 23-like. The record is from RefSeq and is a predicted model, not a curated record. The transcript has a single exon. Gene Ontology annotation, biological process: protein refolding; response to heat. Gene Ontology annotation, molecular function: protein folding chaperone. The coding region runs from base 249 to 797 and encodes 182 amino acids. Lineage: Eukaryota; Metazoa; Arthropoda; Insecta; Diptera; Cecidomyiidae.